Molecule: messenger RNA, 1800 nt
Organism: Daucus carota subsp. sativus
Lineage: Eukaryota; Viridiplantae; Streptophyta; Magnoliopsida; Apiales; Apiaceae
Product: senescence-associated protein SPA15, chloroplastic
Exons: 13
Coding region: 244-1545 (433 amino acids)
Biological process (GO): leaf senescence; cellular response to oxidative stress
Cellular component (GO): chloroplast
Source: RefSeq, a predicted model, not a curated record
CACUUUCUUUCCCUUUCUUCCUCUCUAUUAUUUGAAUCCUCCCCUCUCUUCUCCUCCCCCCCUGCAAACACAAACAGGUUAGCUUCUUCAACUAUUACACUCUGCUUUGUCUAUCUUCCACUCAUUUCAGCUCUGCAUACAUUUCAUGUUACAGGCUUACAGCUUUACCAGGAGAAACGCUAAGUUGAUAUAUUUGCUUCUAAAUUGGUUUCUACUUGUGGUGAGCAAAUUUAAAUCAAGCAUAUGGCUAAAUCACCUGGAAUCGUUAAUUUAUCUGCAAAAUCACCCCAACACCCUGGCUUGUAUGGUUCAAGCCAAGGAAUUGAUCUGCGGAAACAGAUUUAUGGGCAGUUCUCCAUUUUAAAGACAAAAUUUUCUGAUAAGGGGUUGUGGCAUGCACGUCAAAAACUACGUACUACAAAGACAUCAAAGAAAUCGGUUUUACUAUGCCAGUCUACUGAAACACAUAGUCCAGAAACAAAACAAUCGGUUAAGCACUUAAAGGAUUGUUCAAGUAUAUUAAGAGAGGAAAACGAGGAUGACUACCCUGUCAUGCAAGGUCGAAUUGUACAUUCAAAGCAGGGAUUAGCUGAAGCCAUGGAGUUCGCCUACAAUGAUGCAAAAUUUGUGAAUGAAAGGGCCCGAAAUGACAUUGUCUUGCUUUCCCGUGGCUUAAUGAGGUUGGAUGCUCGUGCACGCCAAGACGUCAGUAUUAUUGGUUCAGAGUUCUUAAAGCUUGAUGCUCGAGCUAGAGAGGAUACUGAGAAAAUUGACCAAGAUGUAAAGAGACGAGCUGAACAUCUUCACCACAUUGCCAUUAUAUUAAAAAAUAAAGCUCAAUCGAGAUUGCAAAAGGCUGCGGACAAGCACUGGAGUGAUGGAGCCUUGGAGGCUGAUUUGCGACGUGCUGACCUGAUUGCCAAGCAGCGUGCAAGAGACGAUGCUGUUAUGGCUUUGGAGUUUAUAAAAGACAUCCAUGAUAUGAUGGUGAGCAAGAUGUACACACUACCUCUUCAUAGGAGCAAGGGUUCCCUAUCUGCUAAUGAGAUGGCAGGACGCAUAACACUUGAAAAAAAUGGGAUUAGCCUUGACUUCUUUCCUGGGGAGGUGUCUGCUGACCGAAUCACUGCUAUUCAGGAAGCGUAUAGUGAUAUAGCAUCUGGACUCUCUGAAGCUGAUGGAGUUGACUACUCUGAUCCAGAAGAGCUUGAAUUGUUGGUUGCAACACUUAUAGAUCUUGAUGCGAUGGAUGGUAAAAGUAGUGUUUCUUUAUUGGCAGAAUGCUCAAGCUCUCCUAAUGUCGAUACAAGGAAAGCAUUAGCAAAUGCAUUAUCAGCUGCUCCAUCUAUGUGGACUCUUGGAAAUGCAGGAAUGGGAGCAUUACAGAGGCUGGCAGGAGAUAGCAACCCAGCAAUAGCUGCCGCUGCUUCCAAAACUAUAUUGGCAUUGAAAAAACAGUGGCAGAUUGAAGAGGGAGACAGUUGGAGGUUUGUAAUGGAUCAAUCUUCCACUAUAGAUUCAGACAACAAAGAAGAUGACAGAUGAGCCCCGAAAGUCCUUACUGUAGAUAUUAAUUACAGAAAGAGUAACUAGUAGCUAAUUGAUGCAUGUAAUCAUAAUAAAUUUCAAUGCUGUAACAGUUGAUAUUACUAAAAGGAAAGUGAAGUGUCUUCCAAAGUCCAGAGAUGAAUGUACUGACUUUGUUAUCUGCGUUGCAUUACCCACUGUCCCACUUUGUAUAAGACCAAGAUGAAUUAUUCCCCUGUGGCGGUGCAUUACAAUUUUGAACUUUUUUUAUUA